AUGCGCGCUCUCGCACCUCUCCCCCGGGCCGUCGCCGCUACCGCCGCUGCCUCUGCUGCCGCAUCCCCCCGUGCCUUCCCCGGCGGCUUCCUCCACAGCUUUUCGUUCCCGCGCGGCUCUUCCGCGAACCCGCCGCUGCGGCUGAGUGACGGCCAGCGCGCGGAGCGGAACAGCGGCGCGGGCGGUCGGCGCACUACCGUCAUGGCGUCGGGGAGCGCGGCGGCCGGGAACGGCAGCGCGGCGGCGUACGCGGAUGAGCUGGCGGCGGCGGAGAGCGCCGUUCGGCUCGCGUGCGCGCUGUGCGAGACGGUGCAGCGCGGGCUAAAGGCGGAGGAGUCAGCCAGCAAGUCCGACGAGUCGCCCGUUACCAUCGCUGAUUAUGGUUCGCAGGUGCUGGUGGCGUGGGCGCUGCAGCAGCACGGGCUGCCAGGCGCCUUCUCCAUGGUGGCGGAAGAGGACUCCACGCAGCUGACGGCGCCAGAGGGGGGGGGCAUGCUGCAGCGGAUCACAGCGCUCGUGAACGCCACCAUUGCCGCCAGCAGCACCAAGUGGGGCGCAGGGGCAGCGGCGGCGGCGCUGAGUGAGGCGGAGGUGGUGGCGCUGAUUGACGCGGGCGGCGCGGAGGGAGGGAGCAGCGGGCGGCACUGGGUGCUGGACCCCAUCGAUGGCACGCGCGGCUUCAUGCGGGGGGAUCAGUACGCGGUAGCACUCGGGCUGUUAGAGCAGGGCGACGUGGUGGUGGGCGUGCUGGGCUGCCCCAACCUGCCGUGUGCGUCCAUAGCGCACGGGGUGGAGGCCGCAGUGGCCACGGGGCAGCCUGUGGGGUGUGUGUUCUCCGCUGUCAAGGGCCGCGGCACCACCGUGCAGCCGCUGCAUGAGUCUGUGCCGCCCACACAGGUGCAAGUAAGCUCGGAGAGCAACCCAGCCAUGGCCACGUUCUGUGAAUCGUACGAGUCGCGCCACUCCAAGCACAACCUUACAGCAUCCAUCGCACAGGCGCUGGGCGUGGUGGCUCCCCCCGUGCGCAUUGACUCGCAGGCUAAGUACGGAGCCAUGGCGCGUGGCGAUGCCGCCAUUUACAUGCGCUUCCCGCCGGAUGGAUAUCGGGAGAAGAUUUGGGACCAUGCUGCUGGCAGCCUUGUCAUCUCUGAGGCUGGAGGGCAAGUUUGUGACGCAGCAGGGCAACCUCUUGACUUCUCUCGUGGUAGGUUCCUUGAUCUAGAUACAGGUAUCAUUGCAACCAAUGCCACUUUGAUGCCUGUGCUGCUUUCCACUGUUCAAUCUGCGCUUAACAGAUGA
This is a messenger RNA of Closterium sp. NIES-65, 1299 nucleotides long. NCBI's taxonomy places the organism in Eukaryota, Viridiplantae, Streptophyta, Zygnematophyceae, Desmidiales, Closteriaceae. The record is from the annotation of a GenBank genome assembly.